Scomber japonicus (chub mackerel) is the source of this 1491-nucleotide messenger RNA. RefSeq names its product TUB bipartite transcription factor (gene tub). Gene Ontology annotation, biological process: protein localization to cilium. Bases 1 to 1491 code for a protein of 496 amino acids. Gene Ontology annotation, cellular component: cilium. Lineage: Eukaryota; Metazoa; Chordata; Actinopteri; Scombriformes; Scombridae. The record is from RefSeq and is a predicted model, not a curated record. The transcript has 12 exons.
AUGAGCUCCAAGCACUCCUCCGACUGGAUCCCCUACAGCACUUUAGAUGAUGAGGGCACCAACCUCAGACAGCAGAAACUGGACAGACAGCGAGCGCUCCUUGAACAGAAACAGAAGAAGAAGAGGCAGGAGCCUCUAAUGGUCCAGUCUACUGUGGAUGGGAGAUCUCGCACUCGCCGGACCAAACAGAGCGAGGAACAGGCUCCGCUGGUGGAAUCCUACCUCAGCAGCAACAGCAGCACCAUCUACCAUGUGCAAGAAGCUGAACAGGAGGAGGUGAAGGUGAUAGCGGACCCACAGCCGCCUCGCUCAGCCAAAAAGGGCAAAGCAUCGGCCAGCUCCACUCCACAGACAGGCAGUGACAAGAAAGAGAGGAAAGGGAAGCACAAAGGGAUGGAUGGCCUGGCUUCCCAGCAAGACGAUGGUCAGAUCCAGAUCUUGACAGUGGGUCACCCCAGCACAGAGGAGGGCGAGGGAGAGCCUAUCAUGAGCUGCACUCAGUCGCAGAGUAAACAGGACCUGCGGGUGACCAUGCUCAAGAAAGGUAUAUCCAGCAGCAUGAAUUUCGAUGAAGAAGAAGAUGAUGAAGAUGAAAUUAGCUCUAGUUCCUCCCAGCUCAACAACAACACGAGACCAGGAUCCGCAACUAGCAAAAAGUCGUGCAAGGAGGUAGCCUCAGCACCAACUCCACCAGUCAGUGAACCAGCCGUUGAUGUUGAUGACCUUGAAGAGUUUUCCCUGCGACCUGCACCCCAGGGGGUCAGAGUGAAGUGCAGAAUCACUAGGGAUAAGAAAGGCAUGGACCGAGGCAUGUAUCCCACCUACUACCUUCAUCUGGAGAGAGAGGAUGGCAAGAAGGUGUUUCUGUUAGCAGGGAGAAAGAGGAAAAAGAGUAAAACAUCCAAUUAUCUCAUCUCCAUUGAUCCCACUGAUCUGUCCCGAGGUGGAGAGAGCUUCAUUGGUAAACUGAGGUCAAAUCUCAUGGGGACCAAGUUCACUGUAUAUGACAGUGGUCUGAACCCUAUGAAGAGCACCACCAGCCUCGAAGCUAGCAACCUACGUCAAGAGCUAGCAGCCAUUUGCUAUGAAACCAAUGUCUUAGGUUUCAAAGGACCUCGCAAAAUGAGUGUCAUCAUUCCUGGAAUGAACAUGGACCACGAGAGAGUGUCAAUUCGCCCACGCAAUGACCAUGAGUCAUUGUUGGCCAGGUGGCAGAACAAGAACACAGAGAGUGUGAUUGAGCUUCACAACAAAACGCCUGUGUGGAAUGACGAUACACAAUCAUAUGUGCUCAACUUCCACGGCAGAGUCACGCAGGCCUCUGUCAAGAAUUUCCAAAUCAUUCAUGACAAUGACCCUGACUACAUUGUGAUGCAGUUUGGCCGUGUGGCAGAAGAUGUCUUCACCAUGGACUAUAACUACCCAAUGUGUGCCCUCCAAGCCUUUGCCAUAGCCCUUUCCAGCUUUGACAGCAAGUUAGCCUGUGAAUAG